Molecule: messenger RNA, 1281 nt
Organism: Melopsittacus undulatus (budgerigar)
Lineage: Eukaryota; Metazoa; Chordata; Aves; Psittaciformes; Psittaculidae
Gene: C1QA
Product: complement C1q A chain
Exons: 3
Coding region: 133-864 (243 amino acids)
Molecular function (GO): protein binding
Source: RefSeq, a predicted model, not a curated record
CCCUCAUCCUGCUCCUCUUCCUCCCUGCUCACAGGGAAAGGCUUCGAGUGAGGAGAGCUGCUGCUCAGACUGCUCUGUCUUCAUUCACCCCAGCAAGGAGUUCCCUCACCCCUGUGUCUGUAGGGAGGCAGGAUGCACCCCAGGCUUUGGCUGGUGACCAGCACCCUGGCAGCACUGCUGGGCAUGGCCCUGAUGGAGGACGGUGUGUGCCGGGCACCAGAUGGCAAGGAUGGCUUCCCUGGAGUCCCUGGCCUUGAUGGGAGGCCGGGGCAGAAGGGUGACAUGGGAGAACCAGGGAGAUCAGCCCAGAGGACGGGCAUCCAGGGACCGAAAGGGGAUGCAGGUGAGCCUGGGCCUCCUGGCAUCCCAGGGAACCGGGGCUACCAUGGCCUGCCCGGCCCCCCUGGGUUCGCUGGGCAGCCGGGGCCGAAGGGGGCCAAGGGGAAGGCUGGCAAUAUCCUGGAGCAUCCGCAUCCUGCCUUCUCUGCCUCGCGGAGGUCCCCGCCGGCCAGGGGCAGUACUGUGGUGUUUGACAACAUCAUCACCAACGAGGAGAGCUCCUACAGCCCCCAGACCGGGGAGUUCACCUGCAGCAUCCCCGGGAUCUACUACUUCUCCUACCAGGUGAUCUCCAGCGGUGACCUCUGCCUGAGCAUCACCAAGAACAGAGAGAACGUGGUCAGCUUCUGUGACUCCAACAGCCGCCAAGUGCUGCAGGUGAACUCGGGCAGCAGUGUGCUCAGCCUGGCGCAGGGGGACCGGGUCUCCCUCAGCACCGAUCCUGCCCGGGGCAGCAUGAUCUACAGCGGCUCUGAGGCAGACAGCGUCUUCAGUGGCUUCAUGCUCUACCCACUGAUGGGCUGAUGGGUCCGUCCACCAGCCCAGACCUACCUGUCUGCAUGGUGUUUACCCUGUGAGUGUGUGGGAUGGUUCAGUACCGCAGCAAACACAGAUGGCUGCAAACUGAGUCACCAGAUGGGUCCUGUGCUUCCACAGGUGUCACAGAGUGGCCAGGCUGGGGGUCAGCACUGGAGCAGUUACCUCCAUGCUGAUCCUUUCCACCCCAUCCUGGAGACAGAGGGCAUUCAGACCCCACACUGAAGAGGUCUGAUUGUCCCUGGAGACAACUUUAUCAGCUACAGUUCCUUGUUCCUGAGUGGGAAAUCACUGCAUAUCACUGCUUCUGCUACACCAACCAUUGCAAAUGCUGUCCUGGCACUCAGCCACUGCUGCUUCUCACACCCUUCUCCAUCUGCAUAAAUAAACCCUUCUCCCACAACA